CACGUACACUCUUUACAAGUCACAUUAUUUUCUGAUACCAUUUUUAUUCUUCUUUGGCGAAUUCAAUACGACUUAUUGUUUGAACAGCUGCGGCGACGGCACUAAAACAUCUUCCUGGUUAGUUUCCCCAAAUUAAUGCCGUUCAAUCGAUCGACAUAUCAUGUUUUAUGUCAACAACAACAAAAAGGAGGAAUUGUUGAUGCGAUGCAAAUAACGAUUGCGAUUUAAGCAUGCCGAUGAGCAUAAUCGGCACCGUAGCUGCCAUAUCUGCAGCUACAGUUUUGUUUGUCGUUCCGCUGGUCAUGAAAUAUCAUGUCUACAAACCAAGUGUCAGGCCAGUGAUCGUGGGAGAUGUAAUAAAGAUUGAGAGGACGAUCUCGACUGUUUGGUGUCAGGGUGUCUUCCUGCAUUCUGAAGCACCCUUUCAGACUUUUGUGUACGAUACGGAACCGAUUGUGAUGGAGGAGGACAGAGAGAAGACGCUGUCAUCACAUCGCGUCGUGCUUCCAAACAGAGCUCACGAAUAUUGGGGUUUUCAUUUGCUGAAAGGAUCUAUCGUGGAGCUAUCGGCAUGUGCCAGGCUUAUCGGCGGUGACGUCACAGUAGUGAGAGGUCAUAAUGGAUUACAUCAGUGUCUUAAUGAACAUGAGAAGCAUCUCAAUGACGAGAAUAACAGCGGUGAAAUCUCUGAAUCGGAGUCAGACGAAGAUACAUCUUCGAUUUCUAGCAGUCAAGGUGCCGUCGUGAAUGACACAGAGAAUCUGUACGUGUGCAAGAAAUCCCUGGAGCACAGGGAACUUCCACCCUCUUACAGGUGCAGCCGUCUCUCACCAGAUUUCCCUACCCGCCACAUCCUCUCCCUCUAUGUCGAAGAGACAGAUUACUACUACUUCAUUUUUUCUUCCAAAACUUAUCUGGAAAUCAUUCCGAAUGAGUUCUUCAUCCAGUUCGGGCUGGAGAGAACUCACUAUGACUACGAAUCCAGCUUCGACAACUGUUCCAGUGGUUACGAGUGUAGCGUCCACCCCGGAAGCGAGCAGCACGUAGUUGUUCAGAUGGACAGAGCGAACAGCACCCUCAUGCAGAAAGAACUUCAGAUUUCUUGCGAACCCAGGGAAUGGUUUUUCUUCCUUUUCUAUGCAGGAUUCUUGCUGGUUAUAUUUCUUUGCGCCUUCCAGUGACACUUCUCUGGUUGUUUGACUCCUUUCUAGAUGGCAGCACCUUAAGAACGGACUCCAUUUAUAACGGCCUUAUCUCUUGAGUUCGAAUAUGAACUUGAGGGAAAUAUUUAAGGUGAAAGCGAAACAAUUGGGAGUCUCCGUUCAGCAUGAGUCGUCCAAUCUCUACCUCCGUGAGGAAUCUGGAGGGCAGAAAUAGGUAAUGUUGAUAAUAAUGUACUUCUGCUCAGUUUUCACUGAACAAAAUUCAACGGUACCACUUUCUAAACUGUUCGAACUCAACUUGUAAAAGGAGACUCUGUCAAUGUAUUAAAAAAAAAAAGAACUUCUAACCGAACAUAGGGAGAGUCAAUGGUAAUGGAAAAGAAAAAGAACAUUGAAGGGGAUCUAAACUCAUACAAUCAUCCCCGUCAGUCUGGUAACCGGUCGAUCAAUUGAAAUUCAAUGAUUCAUUUUCAAAGUCUGAAACUCAAUAAAAUGUUCAGAACAUUGUUCACAUAUUCACUGUGAAAUUGUUCAAGUGCUCACCAUGGAAAUUUCCACUCAUUGAAGAGAAUCAUCUUUCAAAUAAUUAGUUAAAUAACUAAAAAUAAAGUUCUUGUUGUGUUUUUAUUUUCUAUUAUAAAUAAUAUUAUUUGUUAUCAUAAUAAUACGAUUUAUUAUCAAAGAAUAAGUGAUAUUUAUUGAUACAAAUUUAAAGUAAAAUGCACAGUUAAAAUUUUGUAGUUUCAAUGUUAAACUAAGAUCUAUCUGUAACAACUAUAGGUCUAUAUGUGAGAAAUGGGGAAUGUGGAAUCUACAAUAUUUCGAUUGUCUCAGUUCAUGUAUAAUCUAAGACACUGCCAUCAGCUGUUUAAGUUCUUCGCAGACUGUUUUGGAAAAAUAUGAAGUAUUUUGUUUGACUUUAUUAAUUAUUAAUACAUUCUUUAAAAAUGGGUGAAAUUUUUAAUAAGUUCUAAUUCCGAAAAUUCCUUUGAGCAAUAAAAAUUUCCGCGUAAAACAAGUCCUGUUUUACUCUUUAACAAUUAAAAUUAAACCGUCAUAAAAGUUCUUUUAUUUUCAAUACUUCACGCCUUCUUUGUUUCGAUACUUUAUUUCAAAAGUUAUUGUAACAUCAAUUCUUUAUCAUAAUAUCAUUUAUUAUUUGUCAUUACUUUCAUUAAUACAUAGUGUUACAGCUAUACAUUAUUUUAAAAAUUUUGCAGUAUUAAUAAAUGACUUAUUAAAAACGAAA
Messenger RNA from Parasteatoda tepidariorum (common house spider), 2412 nucleotides. RefSeq lists its product as uncharacterized. NCBI's taxonomy places the organism in Eukaryota, Metazoa, Arthropoda, Arachnida, Araneae, Theridiidae. The record is from RefSeq and is a predicted model, not a curated record.